AGCUCUUGACCUCAUGAUUCACCUGCCUUGGCUUCCCAAAGUGCUGGGAUUACAGGCAUGAGCCACUGCACCCGUCCAAUCUCUCUUUCAGGGAUAGAUGCUCACUCUGUCUUGCAGCUCUGCCUGCCAGCCUAAGCCUGAAAAUACCUCUGCGUCUGGCAUUCCUAUGCCACCUAUGUGGGGCACUGUCUUGACUCAGAACAAAGUCCCUCCAAGUGUACCCUACUCUCUUUCCAUGACCGUUUCUCUGGUCUGAGAUAGAUGUUUAUGACCUGCCAAUAAAUGCAGUGAUUCAAAGUCCAGGGCCCACACUCCUCAUUCAUACAGCCAUGUUUAGGGAGGUUCCAGGAGAAAAGCACAGCUUGACAUCAGUUCAUGAAGAGCCUCUCCAUGGCUCCUGCAUCUGAGACAGCUGGCCUGCCCUCCAAAUCAUCCAUCCACCCCUGCCGUCAUCUGUUUUCACGGCGUGAGAUCAACCCACAGGAAUAUCCAUGGCUUUCGUGCUCAUUUUGGUUCUCAGUUUCUACAAGCUGGUGUCAGCAGGGCAUCCUGGAAAUGACCUUGGAGGAAGUAAGACUAUUUUUAAAACUUUCCUUUUCUCUGCCUAUGAGCUUGUGGCUAAUAACUUCUAUUAGUGUCAGUUUUUGUUUGUGAUGACAUAGAGGUAAUAAUAUCACAUCCGUGACAUCCUGUGGCUGAAGGGCUACUGUGUGGACUGCAUGGACUUCUGCAUGUAGAGCAUGCAGCACAGAGCUCCACUGGUGCACAGUGUGUUGCAACCACAGACAGUGUUAUUCCUUGCUUCUCCCCAGGGGAAGGAGUAAAGGGAGAUGCUGUCAGCAAGAAAAAUGACAGCAGCAAGGCCGGCCGGAGAAACAGACAUGUACUAAAAACUGUUUGCCCAGCUUGAGAGUCUCACGCAGCCUUCAGGGCAGCACUCACAGCAGCCCAGCUGACAGGACAGUGGCAAGUGACUGGACCGGGCAAGUUUGUCCAGGCCUCGGUGGGGGAGGACGCAGUGUUCUCCUGCUCCCUCUUUCCUGAGACCAGUGCAGAGGCCAUGGAAGUGCGUUUCUUCAGGAAUCAGCUCCAUGCUGUGGUCCACCUCUACAGAGAUGGGGAAGACUGGGAAUUUAUGCAGAUGCCACAGUAUCAAGGGAGAACUGAGCUUCUGAAGGUCUCCAUUGCAAGGGGGCAUGUCUCUCUAAGACUAAAAAACAUCACUCCCUUGGACAUGGGCCUGUAUGGGUGCUGGUUCAGUUCCCAGAUUUACGACAAGGAGGCCACCUGGGAGCUGCAGGUGUCAGCACUGGGCUCACUUCCUCUUAUUUCCAUCGUGGGAUAUGUUGACGGAGGUAUCCAGUUACUCUGCCUGUCCUCAGGCUGGUUCCCACAGCCCACAGUCAAGUGGAAAGGUCCACAAGGACAGCAUUUGUCUUCAGACUCCAGAGCAAAUGCAGAUGGGCACAACAUGUAUGAUGUGGAGACCUCCAUUAUAGUCCAGGAAAAUGCUGGGAGCAUAUCGUGUUCCAUCCACCUUGCUGAGCAGAGUCAUGAGGUGGAAUCCAAGGUAUUGAUAGGAGAGACGUUUUUCCAGCCCUCACCUUGGCGCCUGGCCUCUAUUUUACUCGGAUUACUCUGUGGUGGCCUAUGUGUUGUUGUCAUGGGGAUGACAGUUGUUUUCUUCAAAUCCAAAGGGAAAAUCCAGGCAGAAUUGGACUGGAGAAGAAAGCACAGACAGGCAGAAUUGAGAGAUGCCCGGAAACACGCAGUGGAGGUGACUCUGGACCCGGAGACGGCUCACCCACAGCUCUGCGUUUCUGAUCUGAAAACUGUAACCCAUAGAAAAGCUCCCCAGAAGCUGCCUAACUCUACGAAGAGAUUCACAACGCAGAGCGUGGUGGCUUCUCAGGGUUUCCAGGCAGGGAAACAUUACUGGGAGGUGGACGUGGGACAACAUGUAGGGUGGUGUGUGGGAGUGUGCCAGGAUGACACAGACAGGAGGAAGGACGCUGUGACUUUUUCUCCCAACGAUGGGUACUGGGUCUUCGGACUGACGACAGAAUAUUUGUAUUUCACAUUCAAUCCCCAUUUCAUCAAACUCUCCCCUGAGAUCCCUCCUACACGAGUAGGGGUCUUCCUGGACUAUGAGGGUGGGAACAUCUCCUUCUUCAACACAAAUGACCAGUCCAGAAUUUGUAUCCUGACAUGUCAGUUUCAAGGCCUCUUGAGACCCUAUAUCCGGCAUGUGAUCUAUGAAGAGAAAAAUAGGACUCCCAUAUUCAUAUGUCCAGUGUCCUGGGAUCAGAGAGAGAAGACCCUGCUUAAAGGGCCCCACACCGCAGACCCAGACACAGCCAAGGGAGAGUGCUCCCCACAGGCGGCCCCAGCUUCCUCUCUGAAGCCUGAGCACAGGAAGUGACGCCUCCCACUCUCCUUUAGGGUGCUGAGGUUCUUCUCUCCUAAGCCCGGUAGCAGCAGCAGCUUCCAGAUGAGGGAGGAUUGGCCUGUCCCUGUGGGAGUCAGAAGCCAUGGCUGCCCUGAAGUGGGGAUGGAAUAGACUCACAUAAGAUUUACUUUGUGAAAACUCCAUCCAGCUAAGUGAUCUUGAACAAGUCACAACCUCCCAGGCUCCUCACUUGUUAGUCAGGAAUAGUGAUUCCCACCUCGCAGGUAAAGAUUAAAGAGAUGAUGAAUGUGAAUCCUGCUUGCAGGUUUGAUGGCACAGUGUUUUCUAAUGAUGUGUUUUUAUAUUAUACAUUUUCCCACCAUAAACUCUGUUUGCUUAUUCCACA
Molecule: messenger RNA, 2795 nt
Organism: Macaca mulatta (Rhesus monkey)
Lineage: Eukaryota; Metazoa; Chordata; Mammalia; Primates; Cercopithecidae
Source: RefSeq, a predicted model, not a curated record